AUGUUUAAAUAUUUAUUUAAUCUUUUACUUUUUUGUAGGAAUAAUUCCCUGCCACCUAUAAAUCAGUUACUAUUGACUUUACGGUACUAUGCAACUGGAUGUCAUCAACUGACCAUGGGUGAUUUUUCUGGAGUCAGUCGACCAACAGCUAAUCGUGUCAUCCACCGAGUAACUGCAGCAAUAGCCUCCCUGAGUCGUGAUUACAUCAAGUUUCCGCAGACUGACGCAGAUAUUAGAAAAACGCAACUAGACUUUUACAAUAUAGCCAGAUUUCCAAAAGUUAUAGGUGCAUUGGAUUGCACUCAUAUAAAGAUAAUAUCACCAGGAGGAAGCCAUGCAGAAACCUUCAGGAAUAGAAAAGGCUAUAUGUCAAUUAAUGUGCAAGCUAUUUGUAAUGCCCAAUUGUUAUUGACAGACCUAGUUGUUAGGUGGCCAGGAAGUACUCAUGAUGAACGGAUAUUCAGUGCAUCUAGAAGACAUGCCAUGUUUGAAUUGGGAAUGCAUGGUGAUUCAGUACUUGUUGCAGACAGUGGGACACGCAACCCAGUUGAGAGGUUAUUUGGGGUUUGGAAAAGGCGCUUCCCAGUGUUAGCCCUAGGAAUUAGGGUAAACUUGAAAAAUGCCCCACCUAUUAUAGUAGCUACUGGUGUAUUACACAACAUUCUACAAAUGAGAGGAGAUCAAAUGCCUUUAGACGACCUGAGUCUAGACUUGCCAGCACCAUGGGAAGAAAUAUUACAUCAGGGAAGAAUACAGCGUUCUGUAGAUAAUAAUGUUAGAGAUUUAAAUCCCAACAGGAGAUCAUUAAUAACAAAUUAUUACCAAAGUCUUGUU
Messenger RNA from Brenthis ino (lesser marbled fritillary), 834 nucleotides. Lineage: Eukaryota; Metazoa; Arthropoda; Insecta; Lepidoptera; Nymphalidae. The record is from the annotation of a GenBank genome assembly.